Messenger RNA from Cyprinodon tularosa, 3644 nucleotides. RefSeq lists its product as uncharacterized. The transcript is spliced from 2 exons. The record is from RefSeq and is a predicted model, not a curated record. Gene Ontology annotation, biological process: mRNA stabilization. Lineage: Eukaryota; Metazoa; Chordata; Actinopteri; Cyprinodontiformes; Cyprinodontidae. The coding region runs from base 578 to 2827 and encodes 749 amino acids. Gene Ontology annotation, molecular function: RNA binding; poly(A) RNA polymerase activity.
CUUGGCUUCGCCCCUUUCGCUCAAAACGUGAAUGAAAAAUAAAUUGAAACAAAUAAAUAAAAAGGAGAAGAAGCAGAUUGGGAGGAGAGUUUUGGUGUCUGUGGGUGUGAAGGAGUUAGAAAGGCGGCGGACGGCGGAGGGAGCUCCUCCUGGUCAGAACCGGGAGGAGAGGGAGGAUGACUCACUCCGUCUGAUGUGAGCUUCACCCCGCAACAGCUCGGCAGUGCGGCGGCGGUUCAUCCCGACGUGUCCGCUCAGCUCCAAACUUUAUCAAACUCUAAAAUUUACCCCCCUUUUUUCCUGAGGCCUUUUCGGGCUUUUCCUCAAACUUGUUUUUUUUUUUUUUUUGAUCUCCCGGUAGUUCCACUGACCCGCGGAGUCGUGAUUCACCGUGGAUUUCGUGACGGCUAAUUGCCAUGGCAACAACACUGCUGCGCUGAGAGGAAACUGUCCGUUUUAACUUCAUCUUCAACCUCCCAACAAGGUCGAGUAAACCUGUUGGAUAUUCAUUUUUCUUUAAUAUUUUACUUUUUUUUUUUUUUUUUGCUGAUAUUUGACAACCAACCAGGUGAGGGCUAUGGAGCAUAAAACCGAAAAGAGGUUCCACAAUCUGACCCUAGAGCAGGUCCAGGCUCUCGAUAAAGUUCUCACCGAGGUGAUCCCAAUCCACGGGCGAGGAAAUUUCCCUACGCUGCAGGUGAGAGCCAAAGACAUCAUCCGCGUGGUUAAGGAUCGACUGAUGGAGAGGCACAUCCAGGUUAAAGACAUUCGCCUGAACGGAGCGACUGCCAGCCACAUCCUGGUGAGAGAUAACGGCCUAGGCUACAGAGACUUGGACAUCAUAUUUGGAGUAGAGCUGCCAAGGCAGGAGGACUUCCAGGUGAUUAAGGAGGUGGUGCUGGGCAGCCUGCGAGAUCUCCUCCCUUGCGGGGUUAACAGGCAGAAGAUAACCUGCCUCACUAUGAAGGAAGCAUAUGUGCAAAAGAUGGUGAAAGUGUUCAAUGAGCACGACAGAUGGAGCCUGAUUUUACUCUCAAACAACCGAUCUAAAACCGUGGGGCUCAGGUUCGUUAGCUCCCUCCGGAGGCAGUUUGAAUUCAGUGUAGACUCCUUUCAGAUAAUACUGGAUCGUAUGCUGGAGUCUUACUGGGGGAGCGACAGGAGAGAAGAAGAAAAACUGGCUCUGAAUGCCAGAGAUUCAUCUAAGCGAGACCACGGCAGAGAAGAUGAGAUACAAGAGGAAUCGGCGCUUCCUCAAGAUGCUAAAGCAGAUCCUCAAAGAGAUGGAGCACCGGUAACAACUACAGAUCCUCCAUCCCCAGAAGAAGCUGCUUCCACAUACGAGCUUCCAGAAAAAGAGGCUGAGCAUGUAGUUGAAAAGCUGGAGGCGGAAGGACCUGAGGAGAAUACCUCACCUAAGGAGGAGGAAGACGAGGGUGGCAUUGUGGGCGUUCAAUCAGAGGAAGACAUGUCAGAGGGGUUUGAGCUCUGUGAGGAAAAAGCAGAACAGAAAAAACUCUUUGAUGGUGAAUAUCCUCCUGACGCCUCAACGGAAACCUUAUUCCCCAGCACCAGGGAUCAGCUGAUUACACAUUCAUGUUCAAGAAUACAGAAUACGGAAGAGGCGUGUGCAGCAAACACUGAACAAUCAGCUUCACAAGAAAUUGCAAUCUUUGAAAAAACAAAAACGUUAGAAAUACACAUCGAAACCUGCAAGACUGAGCCGCCUCCUAAUCUUCAAGAUCCCCACCAUGAAUACUCCUUUCCUCCCCCAGCUAAGAAAACCUGCAGCACAUCGCAGGACAUUGUGCCAAACUUCUACCCGUCUCCAAGGCUGCAAAGGAAAAUGUCGCGAAAGCUGCUGAGCCAGCCGGAAAAGUGGUCCCUCCUGACGGACGUGUCGGAUCUCACCACACAGUUCUUUCCUCCAAUAGAGGUGGUGAAACCUCUUCAGCCAAGGGCCCUGGCACCGGACACUGUCCAACUUGGUGGCUCCAAUCGUUUAUGUCCUGAGUUAGAACAACUGAAGGGUACAGACGUUCCUACGGAUCCUCCAUACUGUCCAGAAUCUAUUCCUCAGGAAGCUGUCAGUUCUUGUGGCCCUGUAGAACAAACCGUGAAGCCAAAACACUCCAAGAAGCCUCCUGAUUUAAAGACUCAAAUGAACCCAGUUUUAAUGUCUCGGGUUACUGAUCAAAGAACCGAGCCGGUUGAAACUUUUCCAAACAGUCCAUGUGCAGGAGGUGAGUCCAUCAUCGCCGUUGAAGCAGAGUGCAUGUACGGAGAUUUCGAGCAGGCAAUGGACCACCUUCGCAAUCGCCUCAUCGCAACCCACAACCCAGAGGAGAUCCGUGGAGGAGGUCUGCUGAAGUACAGUGACCUGCUUGUUAGGAACUUCAGACCCGCCAGUGAGACUGAGAUCAAGUCCUUGGAGCGUUACAUGUGCUCCCGCUUCUUCAUCGACUUCCCAGACGUAGGUGAGCAGCAGAGAAAGAUCGAGGCCUACCUCCAGUGCCAUUUCGUUGGCAGUGAGGAAGCGAGCAAGUACGAUUAUCUGAUGACCCUACGCCGCGUUAUAGACGAGAGCACCGUGUGUUUGAUGGGACACGAGAGGAGGCAGACCCUCAACAUGAUCACGGUCCUCGCUCUGAGGGUUCUAGGCGAGCAGAACGCCAUCCCCAACACGGCAAACGUCACCUGCUUCUAUCAGCCGGCUCCAUAUAUCGCAGAGCCAAUUUACAACAGCUACUACAUCCCUCAGGCCCAGCCCUCACUCGUCUACCACCCGUACCCACUGCACGUCCACAUGCAGUCUGGCCUUGUGUAGCCAUGGCGGCUCGCUAGCAUGAAGGCAUGCGUUUAGCAUGGCGCUCUGCAAUAAGAGCCACACACGGCGGUUUUACCAACAGGCAACAACAGUUGCUGUGUUGUUUAAAGUUUUAAAAUCCUUCCCGCUUAUAACAGAUAUGAAGUGGUCUGGGCUGAAGCGGCAAAUAUGCUUCGAUUUUUAAGAUGAGCCUAAGAAAAGAAAGGACGACUCGACGGGAGGAGUUCAUCACAACUGCUGUAAGGCCGCUCUGCUUUACCUUGGAGGACUCAUCGGCCUCCUGCAUUGAAGGCAGUAAUGGAUGAAAAACAUUGUUCACUUAUCAAACAUAAUCCCUCACUUGUUGGCAACAAGGAUCUUAAUUCCUACUUUGGAUAAAGUUUGAGGAUUGAUCCUGUGGGGUAAAAACCCUAACUGUUUCGGGAAUCAUUCAUCUGAACCACAUCUGGUGAUGACUUAGCUCCGUAUUCAUUAUUUAGUGAUAGGAUGUAACGCCUUUACUGCUGGUGUCCUGUCAGAACAGCAUACCCUGUCAGAUCGGCAUACUUUGUUCUAAUACACAUGCGCGCACAUGGGCAACUGAUCCCACUGAAUUUUAGCAGCAGUGUACCGACCAGCAAAAACACAUUUAUUUUAACUUUUAAAAAAGAAAAUCACCAUUGAUUAUACUGCUAUGACAUGAUUGAAGUUUCCGGGAUGUUGAGAAGAAGCAUCUAUAUUUAUAACCAUAUUAGUCAACAUUAUUAUAAAAUAAGUUACUUUAGUAGUAAAAAAAAAAACGUAUGGUUAAUUUAAAAUUGGUUAGAUUUUGUUUUCA